AUGGGUUCUGAAUCAUCGCCCAAUGUCCCUUUUCUAGAUUUUUCCGAUGCAGAUUUGAAGCCAGGCACGGACACUUGGUUACUAGCGUGCAAAAAGGUUAGACAAUCACUUGAAGAGUAUGGUUGUUUCAUAGUUGAAUAUAAUAAAUUCCCACUAGAACUUCACAACCAAGUCUUUGCUGUACUGCAAGAACUGUUUGAUCUCCCAACAGAAACAAAAACGAAAAACAGAUACGAAAAGCCCUUGAAUGGCUACGUCGGACAAAUUCCCAAGCUUCCUCUACAUGAAAGCAUGGGCAUCGACAACGCUAACACCCUAGAGGGAACUCGAUUCUUCACAAAUCUAAUGUGGCCUCAAGGAAAUGAUCGUUUCUGUCAAUAUAUUUACAAGUAUGCAAAGGUAGCAGCGGAGUUGGAUCAAAUGGUGACCAGAAUGAUAUUUGAGAGCUAUGGCCUGGAGAAAUACUAUGAUGCUUAUAUUGAUACAACCACCUACCUACUCCGACUCCUGAAGAACCGAGCGCCCCGAGAGAGUGAGCCUAACCUAGGCUUUAUUACUCAUACUGACAAGAGUUUCACGACCAUACUUCAUCAAAACCAAGUCAACGCUUUAGAGGUCGAAACGAGGGAUGGUACGCGGAUUGAUGUAGACUUCUCAUCUCCUUCAUCCUUUGUGGUCAUUGCCGGUGAUGCACUAAUGGCAUGGAGCAAUGAUCGGGUACUUUCUCCUAGCCACCAAGUGGUGAUGAGAGGGAAUAUGGACAGGUACUCUCUCGGGCUAUUUGCUUUCAACAAUGGAACAAUUCAGGUGCCAGAAGAGCUUGUUGACGAGGAACAUCCAUUAAAAUAUAAGGCCUUUGAGCAUUUAGGGCUUUUGCGCUUCUACCGCACAGACGAGGGUUACAAAUCUACGUGUCCUAUCAAAGCCUACUGCGGUGUGUGA
Molecule: messenger RNA, 942 nt
Organism: Theobroma umbraticum
Lineage: Eukaryota; Viridiplantae; Streptophyta; Magnoliopsida; Malvales; Malvaceae
Product: putative 2-oxoglutarate-dependent dioxygenase AOP1
Source: RefSeq, a predicted model, not a curated record